Molecule: messenger RNA, 1587 nt
Organism: Aureobasidium musti
Lineage: Eukaryota; Fungi; Ascomycota; Dothideomycetes; Dothideales; Saccotheciaceae
Source: the annotation of a GenBank genome assembly
AUGACGGCGCCCUCGUCACAUACACAGGCUGGCACUCGUGUGACUGUCUUCCUACAUGUCAACUCUCACAAAGGCGCCCAAUCCACCGGUCCAACUUCUCGCACUCUGAUUAUCCCGGAACGCGAGCCUGUAUUGAUUGGCCGCGCCAGUCUCACCAAGAACAGAGAGCCUGCUAUCGACAACGCCCUCUUCACUUGCCCAGUCAUGUCGAGAUCUCACGCUACCCUCUCGAUGCCACAAGGCCCUUAUGGUCCCAUCAUCCUCGAAGACACUGACUCCAUGCAUGGUGUCUAUGUCAAUGGCAACAAGAUUUCUCGCACUGAAAUCAAGCCCUCGGACGACAUCAUCUUCGGAAGCAAGGUCACUCGUGCCGAAGGUACUCACGACGGUGUCAGACUCACCAUGAACAACAUCAGCCGCGAGGGUGCCACCUUCAGCAACCCCAUCGAUCUGUCUGGAACCACCAAGACUAUGCCUCCCGCUUCAUAUCGUGUUCCUGGUUACGAGACCGAUUCUUCAAGGGACGACAGCAUCAACACCACCUUUGAACAGCCCGCCGUUGUCGAGUACAUCGAUCUCGACCCUGUCUCCUCUCCUGCCCGCUCCCAUGGCUUCGUGGAAUCUGAAGAUGAAUUUGAAACACAAGUCUACUACAACGGCGCCGACUCUGAUUCCGAGUUCGACAGCGAUGACGAGGCCAACGACUACCCUGAGAAUCCUGAUGAAUUCGAUGAUGAUGAUGAGCAGAGUCUUGCUAGCUUAGAUGGCAGUCGUUCUCGCGGUUCUUCUCUGGCAUGGGAGGGAGAGAUUACGCAGAGAGAUCAAGUAGACUCUGAACUUUACGAAGUCUUCGGAUCCCAUAAAGAGCCGGAGACCGCAGCAACCCGCGUCGACGAGACCGCUCCUCCUAAGGCCACAUACAUUCAGGGUGAAGAGAAGGAGAAGGCUCGCGAGACAGCCGAGAUCAUGUCGCUGCCCUGGAUCCUCGAACCUUCCGACCGCUGGAACACAUCUGCCGUUACACUUACACCAAACUCUAUCAUGCCCAAGGUACCUUCAACCUCCAUUGGUAAGGUCGCCGAACUUCCUCCCAUCUCAGAAGGCAAGAAGGAUGUAAGUCAUGCUGGAGCCGCUGGUGCUCAAGAUACAGACAAGGAUAUCGAGGACCAGGACACAUCUCUGAAGGGUCAACAAACCAGCAGCAAGAUUGACAAGAUCGAAGACUCCAAGACUAUUGAGGAGAAAGAGGUCGCCGUUCCAACAGCAAAUGAACUAUUUGCCAAGGUGGACUCUCCCACUGGAAGCAAACGUAAGCGUGACAUCGAGGACGAUGGACACGAAGACGUCCCUGCUCCUUCCACUGAACGCAAGUUGCUCAAGUUGAAGUUCAACAAGCAGCAAAUCCUCAAGGACUUCUUCAAGGGACGAACCCAGGCCACAUCUCGACCCGCCAAACGUGCAAAGCCUUCACCCGCUAGAUUCGCCCUGGGCGCAUUCGCUGGCGCUAUCGGUGGUGUCGCUACUGUGGUCGGUGUGCUCAUGACUCCCCAGUGCGAGCAGUUGCUGGCUAAUUGGCCAAUCUCAUGA